Schistosoma curassoni is the source of this 492-nucleotide messenger RNA. NCBI's taxonomy places the organism in Eukaryota, Metazoa, Platyhelminthes, Trematoda, Strigeidida, Schistosomatidae. The record is from the annotation of a GenBank genome assembly.
AUGAUGAAUAUUACUGAAAGAGCAGACAGUAGUAGGAGAACUUUGGAAGAUCAUAGUCCCAUCAACACAUUUCCUAGUUCUGCUAGCGUUCGGGCGUCAGAAUAUUGUCCCUCGCCCAGUCAAUCAAGGAAAAGGUACGAAUGUGUUCCAGAACCUAUGAAGAAGACUCCAGAUUACAUCAACAAAAGAAUUCGAAACAGAAGUGCCGUUAAGCGGUUUCGUGAAAAAUCAAAAACAAAAGCCAAGAGACAGGAAGACGUAAAGGCUCAUUUAAUUUCAUUAACAAAAUUUUAUGAUAAUGAAUUAGUCCGAAUAAAACAUUCAAAGCAGCAACUUGAACUGCUGUUAUAUCAACAUGCUGCUCAUAAAAACAUUAUUAGUCAACUUAAUGAAAUUUUAAGUCUUGAAGCCCAAGCCCGAUUAAAAUUUCAAAAACAAAUUGCUAGUGUUCAGGAGUUGUCUACUUCAUAUAUAGAGCAUUUGGUCGACUAG